Messenger RNA from Racocetra persica, 416 nucleotides. Lineage: Eukaryota; Fungi; Glomeromycota; Glomeromycetes; Diversisporales; Gigasporaceae. The record is from the annotation of a GenBank genome assembly.
UUAACCGAUUAGAAAAUGAUAAAAUUUUAUAUCAAACUGAAAACAAUAAACUUAAAAAAGAAUUACAACGCAUUGCCAGCAGAUAUGACGAUAAUAAAACAGAGCUUAAAAGAUAUUAUAAUAUUAUUCAAAGACCUUAUUCUGUAUUACAAGAAUUGUUUAAUUCUAAUAAAAUAGCAGACCUAUGUAAUAAAAUUGGAAAAAUUUGUGAUGAAGAUUUUGUAAGUAGUUAUAAUAUUUCAACUAUAUCAAAUAAUAUAGUAUACAAUUCAUUUGAUAAUACUCUUAAUGCUUCUGAGGAAAAAAUAGCUGAGAUAGUUAAAGAUAGUAGAAAACAAUUUUCACCUUUAGUUCGAUCACAAUAUUUUUAUGAUGCAAACGAGAAAGAAUUUGAUACUAAUAAAUUUAAUUUUUAA